ACUAGUUCUCCCAUUCCAGCAACAAAACAACUGAGAAAAUCCACGCUCCUUCAGUUAUUUCCUGGCUCUGAUCCCUCCCGACUUAAUGGCUUGGGCCAUGACUAAGCUCGUGUGGUCUCCUUUGCUCGUGCUGCUCUCGCUGUCCAUGAUGAGCAAUGCCAGCUCGGGCAACGGGAUUGGCAGCCCCGUCGUGUUCAGCGUCGACAACUACGGCGCUCGUGGCGACGGGAAACACGACGACACGCAGGCGCUGGCCAAGGCAUGGAACGCCGCCUGUUCCUCUUCACGCCCUGCCGUCCUGCUCGUUCCCAAGGGCAAGAGCUACCUGCUCAAGUCCCUCACUCUCUCGGGCCCUUGCAAAUCAAACGUCGCCUUCAUGGUGAAGGGUACUUUGGUGGCUCCUCAGAGCAGGUCGGACUGGAGCGAGGACAACAGGAGGCACUGGAUCGUGCUCCAUGGCGUCUCCGGUCUCACCGUCACGGGUGGCGGCACGAUCGACGGCAACGGCGAUAUCUGGUGGAAGAACUCUUGCAAGAUCGACAAGGCUCUGCCUUGCACGGAGGCUCCGACUGCUCUCACGUUUCACAUGUGUGACAAUUUGACGGUCGAGAACAUCAGAAUUGUGGACAGCCAGCAGAUCAAUUUGUCGGUUGAAGAUUGCAGUGAUGUUCGAUUAGCACGUCUAUCCAUCACGGCGCCCGGCACGAGCCCAAACACCGAUGGCAUCCAUAUCACCCGCAGCAAAGAUGUGCAAGUUAGAGAUUGUCUCAUCAAGACUGGGGAUGACUGCAUGUCGAUCGAGGAUGGAACUCACAAUCUUCGUGUCUCGAAAGUUGUCUGUGGUCCAGGGCAUGGAAUCAGCAUCGGAAGCUUAGGAGACGAUAACUCCAGAGCCGAGGUUUCCGGUAUUUACAUCGACACGGUACAAUUAUAUGGCACAACCAACGGAGCGCGCGUCAAGACAUAUCAAGGAGGAAGCGGGUACGCUAAGGAUAUCGUAUUCCAGAACAUCAUCAUGGACAACGUGCAAAACCCAAUUAUCAUUGACCAGAACUACUGUGACUCGGCUAAACCAUGCAAGAACCAAGAGUUGGCGGUGGAGAUUAGUAACGUGGUCUUCAAGAAUAUCAGAGGAACUACCGUGUCCAAGGAUGCCAUCCAGUUGAACUGUAGCAACAGUGUCUCCUGCUCCGACAUUGUCUUGGAGAAUAUCAACCUAAAAAUGGAAGGUGGCGAGGGUGAGACCGAAAGCACAUGUCAAAAUGCGAGAUGGAGAAAAUCAGGAAAUGUUUCUCCACUACCUUGCAAAAACAAAAACUAAGAGGACGAUAUUGUAAUUUAUAAAGAUGUAUAUAGAUUGGAUGUGUACAUGAAAUCAGAAAUAACUAGCCAUACCUUGUGCAUACAGAUGUUCAGAUGUCAAUCAUUCGAAUUUGUCGUUUAGUC
Brachypodium distachyon (stiff brome) is the source of this 1446-nucleotide messenger RNA. RefSeq names its product polygalacturonase ADPG1. Gene Ontology annotation, biological process: anther dehiscence; pectin catabolic process; fruit dehiscence. The transcript has a single exon. Lineage: Eukaryota; Viridiplantae; Streptophyta; Magnoliopsida; Poales; Poaceae. The coding region runs from base 86 to 1321 and encodes 411 amino acids. The record is from RefSeq and is a predicted model, not a curated record. Gene Ontology annotation, molecular function: polygalacturonase activity.